AGUUUGAUGCUUUGAACAUGACUACAAAGUUGAUUGGGACUUGAAAAACCUGCAGAAGAAGAUAAGCCUGACCUCCAAAUCAGAUACUUGAUGAUGGGAACAGGAAGCAAAGUUGGUUACUCAGACUAGAGAGGCACAGCACAGAUCAAGUGUUACAGAGAGUAAUGGGAUUGGUAAUGAGAAGAUUGAGGAUGAAAAAGAAGAGGAAGAGGAGGAUUGAAGAAUCAGAAGAAGAUGAAAAAGUGAUAAAAAGUACAGAAGCUAGCUCAAGCCUUGAAGAGGCUACAGAUAUCAAUGGAACAUUGCAUGAUAGAGACCAGAACUAUAUCAAGGCAACAAUCUUACUGCCAAAGGAGAUGCAAGAUAUGAUGAGUUCACAUCAAUCGUGCAACAGAAGUUCUUAUCGGGAGAAGAUCAUCAACAUUUGGAUUACACAAAGAUAGACAAUGAUGAGAGUGAGACUCUUGAUGAUCAUUGGCUUCGAGAGAUUGGCCUUGACGCUGAAGAAAAGUACUGUGGUGAAGACUAAUGGACACAGUCAUAUACCAUACCUGGUCUAUUCUAAGAUGAAGUUCAUGAAAAUAGGGACAAAGCCAGACACUUUCUAUACUCAAGAUGCUUCAAGGAUUUUGAUAACAGACUCACCCAACGAUCUCGUUAUAAGAAUCAACAACACCACUUAUCAUCUCCACAGAUCUUCUCUUGUUCCAAAAUGUGGGCUGUUGUCAAGGCUUUGCACUGAUUCAGAGGAGUCUGAUAGUCUUACCAUAGAGCUGAAUGACAUACCUGGGGGUGCCGAUGCUUUUGAGCUGUGUGCUAAGUUCUGCUACGGCAUCACUAUCAACCUCAGUGCUCAUAACCUUGUGAGUGUGCUCUGUGCCUCCAAGUUUCUUCGGAUGUCUGAUUCUGUUGAGAAGGGAAAUCUGUUACCAAAGCUUGAAGCUUUUUUCCACUCCUGCGUUCUCCCAGGCUGGAAGGAUUCCAUUGUCACUCUGCAGUCCACUGUAAAAUUGCCAGAAUGGUGUGAGAAUCUUGGAAUCAUCAGAAAGUGUAUAGAUUCAAUUGUUGAGAAGAUUCUAACUCCGAUAGCAGAGGUCUCCUGGUCUCAUACAUACACCCGACCAGGCUACGCAAAGAGAAAGCACCACUCUGUUCCAAGAGACUGGUGGACAGAAGACAUAUCAGACCUUGACUUAGACUUAUUCCGCUGUGUUAUCACAGCAGCCAGGUCAACCUUCACGCUGCCACCUCAGCUCAUUGGUGAAGCUUUGCAUGUAUACACCUGCCGUUGGUUACCAUACUUUAAAUCAAACAGCCAUUCAGGUUUCUCAGUUAAAGAAAACGAAGCAGCACUGGAGAGGCAUCGGCGUGUUGUUAACACAGUUGUGAAUAUGAUUCCUGCAGAUAAAGGGUCGGUUUCAGAGGGUUUUUUGCUGAGACUUGUUAGCAUAGCGAAUUUUGUGGGAGCAUCUCUCACAACGAAGACUGAGUUGAUUAGAAAAGCUGGUCUGCAACUCGAGGAGGCAACUCUUGAAGACCUCUUGUUGCGUUCACACUCAUCCUCUCAUCACCGACGCUAUGAUACCGACUUGGUUGCUACAAUUCUUGAGAGUUUUUUAAUGCUCUGGAGAAGACAGUCUUCUGCGCAUCACUCUAGUAACAACAGUCAAUUGCUGCAUUCAAUCAGGAAGGUGGCAAAGCUUAUUGAUUCCUAUCUUCAGGCAGUCGCACAAGAUGUCCAUAUGUCAGUUUCCAAAUUCAUGUCUCUUGCUGAGGCAGUGCCCGACAUUGCACGCGAGAGCCAUGACAGACUUUACAAAGCGAUUAACAUAUAUCUCAAGGUGCAUCCCGAGAUAAGCAAAGAAGAGAAGAAACAACUAUGCCGAAGUCUUGACUGCCAGAAAUUGUCUGCAGAGGUACGUGCACACGCUGUGAAAAAUGAGAGGAUGCCACUAAGAACGGUCGUCCAGGCCCUCUUCUUCGACCAAGAAAGCAGUUCCAAGGGAGCAUCAAGUCGAUUAGAGAGCCAAGAACUCUUCUCAAGAGGUAAAGAGACAUACACAGAUAUACACAAGCUUAACCUAGGUCCAGCUGAAACAGCUUCUAUAGGGAAAGCUAAGAAUAUACUCGAGGGAGGAGGCAAAAGAGGAGAAGAAAAAAUUAGAUCCAGCACAGACCCCAAGAAGAUAGUGCGAACAGGAUCAAGGUCAGAGCAUAGAAGUAGAGAUAGGUAGUGGUCUAAACGUCUCAGGCCACAUAAAUUCAGUUCCUUCUUUGCACUCACCAGAUUUCUGGUUCUUUAAUUUUCUUUCUAAAAAGAAUCUGAUGAAAAUUGUAGAAUCCAGUGGCAUAAUCUGUAUUAAUACAAUGCAGAGCUCAAGCUCCUGCUCAACCAUUCUCUUGUCGCUUAUAUUUUAAGAAAUCGAUUAUUAUGCAA
Capsella rubella is the source of this 2437-nucleotide messenger RNA. RefSeq names its product BTB/POZ domain-containing protein At5g47800. The record is from RefSeq and is a predicted model, not a curated record. Lineage: Eukaryota; Viridiplantae; Streptophyta; Magnoliopsida; Brassicales; Brassicaceae. The transcript is spliced from 7 exons. The coding region runs from base 447 to 2234 and encodes 595 amino acids. Gene Ontology annotation, molecular function: protein binding.